Molecule: messenger RNA, 3702 nt
Organism: Melanotaenia boesemani (Boeseman's rainbowfish)
Lineage: Eukaryota; Metazoa; Chordata; Actinopteri; Atheriniformes; Melanotaeniidae
Gene: gpr161b
Product: G protein-coupled receptor 161a
Exons: 6
Coding region: 520-2091 (523 amino acids)
Biological process (GO): G protein-coupled receptor signaling pathway
Cellular component (GO): recycling endosome; membrane
Molecular function (GO): G protein-coupled receptor activity
Source: RefSeq, a predicted model, not a curated record
CCUAUACAUGUACACAUAUGGUUUACGAAACAAAAAUCCACAUAACAUGUUGCUCCUGCAACCGUAAGAGACAUCAUUUUAAAAGUUCUCAACACAAAUGACAUAAAGGUUACUUGAUUGUAUAUAAGAAAACACGCAUAUACCGCAGAAAAAUUAGGAUAGUUGCUUUAACUGUGACAUGAAAACAAAGCAUUGUUCUUCUGCGACCACCCACACACCAAGGGGUGGCUGCGAGAGUGAGUUGUAGCUGAGGUGGGAGGUGGAGGAGGACGCCAUUGCAGCCGCAGCUGGCCGUUUGAGAUUUCUCUGAGGAGGGACAAAUGAUACAAAGUAGUACAAGCCGACCGGCGUUGAGGAGGAUUUUUUAGCCUCUUCUCACUCCCCUAGGCGUGUACUGUCCAAACAGUCAAGGAAGAUGGGCGUUUUGUCUUUGCAGAGGGGGGGAAUGUGGAGCCACAGCGCCGAGCCAAAGCAGUCUCCUACCAUUGCUUCACCUGUCCGGUGGCCCAGUCUCUCACCAUGAACACCAGCAGGAACUGCACCUCUGUGGGGAAUGGCGAGGGUCUGGCUGCCCUGGAGUCGGUCUCCAUUGUGACCAUCACACUCCUCGCCUGUCUGGGGAACCUGUUGAUCGUGGCGACCCUUUAUCGCCGACCAUAUCUGCUCACACCCAGCAACAAGUUUGUGUUCAGCCUGACCUUAUCCAAUCUGCUGCUGUCGGUCCUGGUGCUGCCAUUUGUAGCUGUGAGCUCAGCAAAGAGAGAAUGGGUGUUUGGGGUGGUGUGGUGCAAUUUUACUGCUCUACUCUACUUGCUCAUCAGCUCAGCCAGCAUGCUCACCCUUGGAGCUAUUGCUAUUGACAGGUACUAUGCUGUCCUCUACCCGAUGAUCUAUCCCAUGAAGAUCACAGGAAACCGGGCAGUGGUUGCCAUUGCCUAUGUGUGGUUGCACUCGCUGGUGGGUUGUCUACCUCCCCUGUUCGGCUGGUCCUCCUUUGAGUUUGACUGCUUCAAGUGGACAUGUGUUGCAUCAUGGCACAGAGAACCAAGCUACACAGCCUUCUGGGUCACCUGGUGCAUCCUUCCUCCCUUCCUCAUCAUGCUGGCUUGUUAUGGUGUCAUUUUCCGUGUUGCCCGUAUGAAAGCUCGCAAGGUGCACUGUGGGACAGUUAUUGUGGCCCAGGAUGACUCCACAGCGGCUCAGAGGAACGGACGCAAGAACUCAAGCACCUCAACUUCCUCUAAUGGAAGCCGGCGGAGCCUCAUAUAUGCAGGAAGUCAGUGCAAGGCCUUCGUCACCAUCUUAGUGGUGGUAGGCACCUUCCUCAUGACUUGGGGCCCGUAUGUCGGCGUGGUGUGCACUGAGGCUUUGUGGGGACAGGGCAGUGUAUCUCAGGGGGUGGAGACGCUAGUGGCCUGGCUGUCUUUCUGCAGCGCAGUGUGCCAUCCACUUAUCUACGGCCUGUGGAAUAAAACUGUGAGGAAGGAGCUGCUGGGCAUGUGUUUUGGAGAUCGCUACUACAGAGAGUCAUUCGCCACACGGCAACGAACAUCCCGCCUCUUCAGCAUCUCAAAUAGAAUCACAGACUUGGGUAUGUCCCCACACCUCACUGCCAUGCUGGCUGGUGGAGGACACCUGUUGGCCCCUGGGAGCAGCACAGGAGAUACAGGCUUCAGUUUCACUCAGGACUCAAGCACAGAUGUGAUGCUGCUGGAUAACUCCACUACUGACGGCUCCUCUGUCCUGCUGCACCACGGGAAUCCAUCCGGUAAGAGGAGGAGCUCGGUCACCUUUGAAGACCAGGUGGAGCAAUCCAAAGCUGAAAACACAUCUUCAGUCCAGGUCCAUGCAGAGGUCCACAAGUCUCUUGACAUGUUUGCCUCCUGCUUGGCAAAGACCAUAGAAAGCGACGCUAAGCUCACUUUGUUUGGGGAGAAUCUGGAUCUGCAGGGGGGCCUUUUCACAACGAGGGUGGCACAGAGACCCAGAUACCUGGAUGGUCAGAGACUGAGGCUGGAGAGUAUCGAUGAAGGGAUUGUCAAAGACGACAGGGAUGAGGAAGAGCAGGAUGUGGAGGAGAAACCCAUCUAAGCACAGCAGGUCCAGUCUUAGUCUUUAAAACACUAAGUGGUAUGUAGUCUCUCAGAGUUCUCUGGUACAGCUGAUGAAGUCUUGACUCUAUGUGUGGUUACUCCAUCCAUACUUGAAGCAAAAAGAGGCACAUUAUUCAUUCCACUUUGGACCAAGUGCACUUAUUCAGUUACUUGGCAAACCUUUGUACGAUUCAUGUAAUCAAAUAGGAAGCCUUAAUAUGUUUUCUAUUCUUUUUUCAUUGUUUUCUCAAAACAAACAUGCAACUUUCUCCUAUUAUGUCUCCUUUAAAAGAUGCUUCUUCAUUACAUUAAAAAAAUAGUUUCCACUGCAGAUUAGCGCCACGUGUAAAGAGGCAGCUUGUCAUGACACUGCACUCCACUUACGGUACAGAUGUUUUCACUUACUGUCUAAUUAGAUGUCUUGUGGACCGUGUGGGUGUGUGUCAUUUCCUGAUUGUUAGCUUGUUUGCACCAGUCUUAUAAACACAAGUGUCUUUACACCUUUGCUGGUGCAGUGACCUCAAAUAAUUAUAGCAUCUUUAAUCUGGUGUCAAGUUAAUGUCAAACAGGAGGGAUUUGAAAGACUGACAGUUUUGUGAACAUUCAAGAUGGUCAAGUGAGUUAAAAAGACUUUCCACUGCCAGGAAGAGGUCAAACAGUAUCUGGUGCAUCUGGGUGUAAUUAUCUCCUCUGCACUUUGUUUGCAUUUAUGACUUUGAUGUUGGCACUAAAUGCCACAACUGCAGUGUGAGAUUAGCUCACGCGUCAGGAGAGGUGUCACUCUAUAGAAUAAGUGAAACAGUGGAGCAUUACAAGAAGCAGAAAACAGUUCAAAUCCUUUAAAUUUUAUAACACGGCGUGUAGAUCAAAACCUGUUCUCUUCUGGUAGACAACCCGUAACAUGCAGGACUUAAAUAAUCAGGUUAAUCUUGGCUGAAUUCUAUUCAGCUGAUCUAAUUUUGGUUUGUUUGUCAUGACCUACUUGGACAUUUAAAUAUACACCAUUGUCCCUGCAAAUGUUGCUGGUAACAUACCGUUUGUGACGUGUCUGCUGAAGGUUUACCGAUAUGAGGUGAGUGGUUCAUCGUGCAGACUGAAAACACAACGUAUGCAGUAUGAAGGUAUUUGCUGCUGAUAUUUCACAAUUUCCUAUUACUGUGGACAUUGUAAUUGCACUCAAACAUUCAAGGAGUACCCUCAUAGUACAUUAGAGAAGGAUACUGUUGCAGUUUAUUAGCAGUAAAGGCCCAAGGAGGUACCAAGAAAAAUGAUUCAGGAGUCCAGAAUCUCAUUUAAAAAGACUGAAUGUUACAGCAACCACGUCAGAAAUUAAUCAGAUUUUAUUAGUUUAAAGUCAAUUAAUACCAACAGCAAAUGUUCAUAGGUACAAAACUCCUUUUACUUUUAUAAAAGUUUUUCUUAAAGUAUAUUUAUUCAUAGAGCCCAGUUCAGGGUGCUUCAGUUUUACCUCGUAUGUUUUCUUAUUAUGUAUUAACAGGUACUACUUUUGUAAGAAAAAGCUAUACACCUGAGGUGUGAUGUAACCUUUUGAUUUUCAUUCUAUCGUAAGUCUUGAUACACAUUUGCAUUAAAGUUUAUAUUAAAGAGA